Molecule: messenger RNA, 1211 nt
Organism: Rhopilema esculentum
Lineage: Eukaryota; Metazoa; Cnidaria; Scyphozoa; Rhizostomeae; Rhizostomatidae
Source: RefSeq, a predicted model, not a curated record
GAUGAAGCCAUUUGCAGAUAACAACAAUGAAGGCUGAUCGUUACCACAAGGCGAAAACUGGACAACCGACACAGAAGCCAGUUUCAGCCACUUAUGUUUUACAAGUUUUACAAAAUUAUGAUUUCUCAAUAAAUUAAUAGAACAAAUUUAAAGGUAUAUGAGAUAACGUGUAGACAGUUUGAAUAAUUACAAACACAAUAUGGAGCAUUCAUCUGCUCCGCCCAGCUCACGAGGAUCAUCAAGCUCAAGAAGCACCAGGACAGACAGUGGCAAAACAGGGGGCAGGAAAAGCACAAAUACAGAGAGUGGCAAAUCUGGGAGCAGGAAAACAACCGCCACAAAGACGAUCCCGGUUGAAUGUACCACAGAAACAGCGGUUGAUCAAUUCGAAUUGGAAACACAAAGACAAGUAAAAAAGCGGGAACUGAAAACGAAACAGUAUGAUUAUUAUAUAAAAUCAGUCUAUGGAUCACCAGCUGAGAAAGAGGAAGUCAGGAAAGAGCAAAGAGAAGGUCUUCUCACACAAAUAAAAAAUAAAGAAGAAAACCAGAAGACUGUUUUGAAGACAAAAGUUAAAGAGAGUGAAACAGCAGUGGCAUAUGACAAGCAAUGCCUGGAUUCAGACAAGCAAGAUCAACAAAAGCGAAAACAAUAUCUAAAGCAGUUUCGGGAUGGCAAUAAGCAGUUGAUAGAGCAAAGAGCAGAAGAAAGAAGACGACAAAAGGAAGAAGAAAAUAGGCAGGAGAGAGAACUCUUGAAACAAAAUCCACUCAACUGGAGUAAUACCCUAAGCUGAAUAUGAUAUCGUCACUCAAACAAUAACUAUUUGAAAACACAAGGUUUCUAGAUGUGGAAAUGUCAACAUUAUAUGAGAUAAGCAUAUAACAUUGUGCUGUACAAUUGAGAUUUGCAUAUAGUAAGGUAAAAUUCAUUUUUUUGUACCAAUAAGUGAGAAAAAAUUAUUUUUUUUACUAAAAAUUACUGAUAUGGCUUUCCCUUCAAGGCAUGCUGUUGAGAUGUUUGGUCUUUCAUAAUUGUGUAGAAAAGCCAUUUAAAUUGCCAAGAAUAAAAUAAAAAAAUGAAAGUCACAUCACACUAAUAUACCAGAAACAAUUAUUAUCAUUUUAUUUUAUUUCCACAGUUUUGUACUAUUUUGUUUUCAUUUAAAACAGUUUAGGUGGAAGUGUCCAAUAAGCGUUUUUAUGUUAUUC